Molecule: messenger RNA, 1563 nt
Organism: Schizophyllum commune H4-8
Lineage: Eukaryota; Fungi; Basidiomycota; Agaricomycetes; Agaricales; Schizophyllaceae
Product: FMN-linked oxidoreductase
Exons: 4
Coding region: 379-1500 (373 amino acids)
Molecular function (GO): NADPH dehydrogenase activity; FMN binding
Source: RefSeq, a predicted model, not a curated record
GCCGUACGCUCAAAGACAGCGUAGCUGCACUCCUCGACAUAACAAGCACAGUGCCACUUACGGUGUUCACCCCUUCCAUCGUUCAGGCCGAAGGCUGAUGCAGAGCUGAGUCAUGCUCACACCGACCGCCAUUUCUAUACUGGGUACUGCCGGUCACCUCACCUCGCGCGCCGGUGCCUCCCUCACGAUACACCCAACGUGAAUCAGCACACUGUGCAAAGAUCCUUGCCCGCAGAGAGACACCCUCUGAGAAUUUGGAAGAUAGCGCUCGAUUCUGGCUCUGGAGACCCUAUAUAAGGCGCACCGAAAUGCUGCAGUCCUCAUCAACUCACCUCCCGACUCAUCCUCCUUCUGAAACUCAUCCAACCCUCGUACAUCAUGUCUACCUCAUCUACUUCUGCUCUGUUCAAGCCGGUCCAGGUUGGGCCUCUCCACCUUCAGCAUCGCAUCGUUCUCGCACCUAUGACCCGGUUCCGUGCUAGCGCAGCGCACGUUCCCCUUCCUAACGUGAAGGAGUACUAUGCGCAGCGUGCCAGCGCUCCUGGAACGCUCCUCGUCACUGAGGGCACGUUCAUCGCACAGCAGGCCGGUGGGUACCCGCAUGUGCCCGGCAUCUGGAACGACGAGCAGAUUGCUGCUUGGAAGGAGGUCACCGAUGCCGUGCACGCGAAGGGCUCGUACAUCUUCCUCCAGCUAUGGGCCUUGGGACGCGGCGCAUCGCUCGCCCAGCUUCAGUCGGAAGACCCGUCCUUCAAGCUCGUCGCACCGUCGCCCAUCCCACUCAAGGGGACAACGGACAUCCCUCAAGAGCUCACUGUUGCCGAGAUCAAGGAGUACACCUGCCUGUACGGAGAGGCGGCGAAGAAUGCUGUCCACAAGGCGGGCUUCGACGGCGUUGAGAUCCACUCCGCAACUGGCUACCUUGUCGACGAGUUUUUGCAAGAGAACUCAAACCAGCGCACCGACGAAUACGGCGGCUCCAUCGAGAACCGCACACGCUUCGCCCUCGAGCUCCUUGACGAAGUAGUUGCUGCCGUUGGCGCCGACCGCGUCGGCUUCCGCAUCAGCCCCUGGAGCACCUUCCAGGACAUGCGCAUGCCCGACCCCGUCCCCCAGUUUUCUCACCUCGCCUCCCAAAUCAAGGCACGCUUCCCCGACUUUGCCUACCUCUCCGUAGUCGAGCCGCGCGUUGUCGCCACGGACACGCGUCCCGAUGACGAGAUCGCGCCUGAGGAGCAGACGGACUUUUUGCGCGCGAUCUGGGCGCCGAAGACGUACAUCAGCGCAGGCGCGUACUCGAGGGACCUGGCGAUCAAGGGCGCAGAGGAGAAAGGGGAGCUCAUCGCGGUUGGGAGGUACUUCUUGUCCAACCCCGACUUCGUGCGUCGGUGGAAGGAGGAUCUCAAUCUCAACCCGUACAACCGGGACACCUUCUACUUGCAGGGUGAUGCCAGCGGCAAGGGGUACACGGAUUACCCCUUUGUGGACGUGAAGGCGUAGCACAUUGAAACCGUCGACUGGAAUUUGAAUCUGUAACUUGAAAUCAUCAUAGAGCAUUCAAAC